UCAUUAUCAUAUUAAGGAGUGGAUUAUUGUAAAGAUGUGGUAGUUUAUCAAUUCAGCAACGCGUUACUGUUGAAAUGAACGCGAGAAAGUGUGUUAAGAAACGACACAAAAACUGCUAACGUUCGCGUUACGUCACAGCCAGGAAGAAGCGAUAGCUCUGCUAGAGAAAUCCUUCUUCGGCAGUGUUGUUUUGAUUAAACGGUGCAUUUCAGGGGUUUAUUCCCCUAUCUAACCCGUUCUUGUAGAUGAAAGGUUGGUGCAUAUUCAGUUACAUUCAGAAAGUUAUUCUGAUCAAGUAAUGGUACUUGCAUUUGCCUAAUCGGGCAGUUGAAGGACGAUCGCGGCUGGCCUUGGGAAUCGAGCAUGAAUCAUGCGCUGUAAAGCUAGCUGGAAUCUGCUGCUAGAGCAUACAAAAAUACAGGUGUUGGUGACACCAUGGCACCACUCCUGUUGUACCGCAUCGUCAGCUCCCUAACCUGCCAUCUAACCCAGAACACCCUCAGCCGGAUCUACCCUAGCACUGCCACCACCAUCUCCCGCUGCCUCUCCUCCCUUACAUCCUACCCAGCCAGAGUGCUCCUGACCCCGGGUAGACCCAUCCAGCCCCUGGCCUCUUCUCCCCAGGAUGGUGGCUCCCUCCUAGGCCAGUGUCAGCACCUGGCCUGCCUCCAGCCCGCUUCAGGGAUGAAAACCAAGAGUGCUCUGAAACGGCGCUGUAAAGACUGCUUCUUUGUGGUACGGCGGGGUCGUCUAUUUGUGUUCUGUAAGGCUCACCCCAGACACAAGCAGAGACAGGGGUGAAGAGGAGCAGGGGGUGUGAUGACAAUGUGUGUAUGGUCCUCUAAAUUGUUUGUUACUUGAAUUGCCACAUUAAAGUUUGUGACUGAU
Messenger RNA from Salmo salar (Atlantic salmon), 888 nucleotides. RefSeq names its product mitochondrial ribosomal protein L36 (gene mrpl36). Lineage: Eukaryota; Metazoa; Chordata; Actinopteri; Salmoniformes; Salmonidae. Gene Ontology annotation, biological process: translation. Gene Ontology annotation, molecular function: structural constituent of ribosome. The record is from RefSeq and is a predicted model, not a curated record. Gene Ontology annotation, cellular component: ribosome; mitochondrial large ribosomal subunit.